Molecule: messenger RNA, 5122 nt
Organism: Dendronephthya gigantea
Lineage: Eukaryota; Metazoa; Cnidaria; Anthozoa; Malacalcyonacea; Nephtheidae
Product: GON-4-like protein
Exons: 31
Coding region: 181-4830 (1549 amino acids)
Biological process (GO): regulation of DNA-templated transcription
Cellular component (GO): nucleus
Molecular function (GO): transcription coregulator activity
Source: RefSeq, a predicted model, not a curated record
UAACAGAAUUCCAGAAUAUAACAAAAUUAAUAUACGAAUUUUAAAUACGUUAUUAAAGUGAUGUUUGUUGCAUUUGUGUUUCAAUUUUGUUUUCCUGUGCAGUGCCACGAAUAUGAAUUACUUCUGAUUUGAUAUCUUGCUGGUUUUCGUUAGCAUUCCCUGGUGAAUACAAGAGUAACUAUGCCUAAGUCUUCUCCGGGAAAACGGCGCAAAAAAGAGACGAACAAGGAUGAUAACAGUAAGCAGGCGAAGAGAGUUAGACGGGCUAAAAACGAUGAAGCAAAUGAGAAGGAUGAAGGAGAGAAUGAGAGCAAUUUUGAAGAUGCCAAUGUUGAUCAUAGCAAGAGUGAUGAUGAUCCAUUUUCAGAACAGAAUUUUGAUAUAGAUCAUGAACUUGACAAAAAUGCCUCAAAAAGUAAUCUGUCUGUAUUUAAUGUAAAGAGCUUGAUUCAUCAUGUGUUGUCUGAUGAACGGGUGGUUGCAAUGGCAUGUAACAUUGCUGAAGGCAAAACAGAUGCUGAUGAUGAUGAUAAUGAGAAUAGAAAAGACAAGACCAAGGAUGAAAUAUGUUCAGCAUCCCCUGGUAUUAUUGAACCAAAACUGACACGAUCAAGAGUUCGUAAAGUUGCUGAAACAACUGGGACUGCUCCAGAUCCAUUGCUACUUGUGAAAGAGACUAUUAUACACUCGCCGGUAAAGAAUGUUAUAUCUCCAUUUAAACUGAAACGCAAAGCACCGGAUACUUUUAACACACAUGAUGAGAUUGAUAGAACUGAUCAAAAAGAAGAAGACAAGGAUGUCAACCAAGAGAUUGAGGUUCCCUUGGCUGAUCUUACCUUCUCGGAAGGCGGCUCUUCUGAUGAAGAAUAUGAUCCUUUGAAAGAACAUGUGGAUGGUAGUGAAGACGAUUCGGAGAGUUGUGUCUCUAGUACCAGUGACCUUGCUUCACCUGAGCCAUUACGUCGUACAUCACGAGUCAAACGGCGGUUACUGACAGAUCAGAUCAGCAGUCUUCAGCAUGAUGAUAAGAAGGAUGAAAAUACAGCUUUAACUACAGGUCCGGAAGAAUUGUCAUCUCAAUUCAAAGUUCCUCUACCGAUUUCAAAGUCAACAGAUAAGAAAGAAAUCGAGGAAACUGACUUGAUUGCGGAAAGAACAAGAUCUAGACUUCCACUGACUGAUACGAGCCUGGAAAGUAUAGAAGCUCAGUUUGUUCCCCCGGAUCAGACACCAGAUCUUUACGAUAUUAUCAAUCUUGAUGAUUUAGAGCAAGACGAUCUUGAUUGGCAUAAAUGGUUAUUUGGUCUUAACGCUGAGAAAGGAGCAACAGACACUGAAGAUCCUGAGGAUUCAGAGUAUAAUUUCAUGGCGGAAGAUCAGAAAGAAGAACAGGAAGAAUAUCGAACUGAUCGAGCUGUGACAAUCUCACAGAAAGAGUUGGCCGAACUCUUUGAAGAAUUUUUAGCCGAGUUCGGUGAUGAAAUUCCUCUGACGGAUGAAAGGAACAGUUUACAAGCGCUGGAAGCUCCCGCCGUACCGUAUAUAGAAGGAGUUGGAAUGACUUUGGAACAACGGGCGUGCUUGAUUACACAAUUACAAAAGCAUACUCAACUGCUUGUCCAAGUGACGCUGUUGUCUAAAGAACGUUCUGAUUUGAGUUUAAUAACAGAAUCAUGCGAAGGAUUACUUCAGGAUAUGAUACGCCUCAACGAUGUCUCCACGAGCAAUUACGUCACUCGAUUGGUAGAUGAUAAACACGCGACUCCUACUGUAUUUUCUUCCGUUAAACUUUCCGAGGCUCUCAGAGUAAUUAACCUUCCCCGUUCGUCUGAUACAUCGACUGCGACAUCGCCGAAGCCUGAAGACGAGUCACGUGAGAGCACAUCAGGUCCUGUCGCUAAGGAAGUGAUCAAGGUAAUAGUGUCAUCACCUGUGUUCAUAUACAGGGAAUUAUUACCUCAGGUCACCUUUGAUGCUGGAAAGACAACAAAUACUCGAGCAGCUUUCCUUCAGAGCGAGGACAACUUACUUGUGUUAGGAUUGGACCAAUAUGGCCAUAAUUGGAGUGAAAUUAGGAAGCAUUAUCUGCCAGCCAAGACUACCAAACAAAUCAAGAUUCGUCGCAAAAAUUUGUGUUCAAAUCGUGCUCCAGAUAAUGUCGUGAAACAGUAUAACGCCUCUCACGAGAUACCAAGCUUACCCACGGUUCCUGCUGCUCCAGCACCUGAAGCUCCGCGUCUUAUACUUCCUGCCGUUGUUGGAGCAGGUGCGAGUCCUGCGUUGUUGAAGAAAUCAAAUUCCCAGCAGACAAUUACUAACGGGAAGAAAAAACUUGGCAGGAAAAGAAAGAAUAUAAAGCCGGCCACUGUGAAGAUAUGCAAGACCACACCACAUCCAAAGAGUGAAAUAAGUAAAGAAAUUGCUGCCAAUCCGUUUGUUCCUGGUGUUUCAAAUAAGGUGCUGCCAGCCAACUUGGAAAAUUUACAACACAUGAAAAGUGGAAAUGUUGAACAAGGAACUUGUCCUACGUCAGUUCAUUAUCCACCGGUCUAUGGUAUACCAUAUGAGAAUAUUCCGACUAUUAUUGUGAAGGAUCCAGUCAUUAAAAACACCGAAAGUCUUCUAAUCAGCGGGCGACCGCCAGGUGUCCCGUUUAAUGUCCGCUUAGUGGAAGUUAGCAAAAAUGCUACAUUGGAAGGUAUUAACACCCAGGCCAACGGCAACAAUGCUGGUGGGAAUGGAAGCUCUACAAGAACCUCUGUUUCUUCACCUAACGACAGAAUGAGGCAAAUAUUGCCAUAUUUGAAGCCUUUGCUAAGGCCUGCUGAAAACAUGCCCGUACAAACGUUUCAAACAGUGCAAAGGCAAUCAUUGAAUCUAAAUAUCCCCGCGUCCACGUCGACAUCGCUACCAAGUCAAAUAUUAACAUCCCCACACCAACAGAACAUUCCCAUACCAGCCUCACAGACGUUACCGAAUCAAACAACUGUUGUUAGUUUCACACAAACCUUACCAACGGCUCAAAAACAGACGCUAACUCAGAGCUCUUCCACACCAACCACACAACUUGUAGAAAAUCAAACAUCGACUCCCGAACGCAGUUCCCCAAGUGAAAUCGCAGCUGAGAUGACUACGGAUCAUGCUUCUUGCACAAUUUUGCAAGGUUCAGAGAAAGAGAAUAUACAACCAACUAGCGAGGAAACUCUUGGUGGAAGCGUAGACGAUGGAAAUCGUGAAGGCCUGCCCACUGAUACAAGUGAAGAUGCAAAGAUUCGUGCUCUCUCAUUCGCGGAGUCAUAUCUCAACAAUGUCAAGAGAGAGGUGAAGAAAGACAGCCUUACUUAUCAAUCGUUCCUAAGAGUUCUCGCGGAUUCAAAAAUUAAUGCCUGGAGUCCAACAAGGAUUUACAAUGAAGUUGCUGUAGUUUUGAAAGAUUUUCCGGACUUGGUUCGUGAUUUUGUCGGUUUUCUUGAACCUCAUCAGGCCUUGGAUGCUGGAGAGUUUAUGCGAAAUAAGGAUAUUUUAAAAGCGAGGGCAUUUCUUGAGCGAGUUGAGAACCAUUUCUCAAAGAAUCAGUCACAUUUUCAAAAGAUUAUCAAGGCAUUCUCAGCGUUCAACUCGCGGGAAUCAUUAUCGAGUGAGAAAGAAGAGAAGUUGUACGAAGCAGUCGUUCCUCUCCUAAAGGGACAGCAAUAUCUGAUCGAGGAAUUCAAUUCAUUUUUCAAGCAAUUAAAACCCGAACAAUGCCACAGUGAUGAUUUUGAGGAAGUUGACCUUGGAAGUGGAAGUGAAAUCGAGGUUGAUGAUUUCGAAGAGCUUGUCAUACCAGACGUGAAGAAAAAUUUGACAAAGACAAGAGAAUUCGAUAAGACGCCGGUAAAACCUACCAAUAGGAAUAUCUCUAGAAAAUAUCGGAAGUUAAAGAAGGGUGACGAUAACGAUAAAAAUGCCGGUGAAAAGGACGGCGAUGAUCUUGAUGAAGCAAUCGAUAAUCUUGGAGAAGUGAAUGAUUUCCCUGAAGAUAUGGAGGAUAAUUGUGAUAAAGUUUUAGAAUCUGAUGAGGAGGAUUACGAUGAGGCCAUGGAUAAAAUUAACAGUGAUAGUGAAACACUGGAAAAUUUUACUGAUACCGAGAAUAUAACGAAAUAUGCCAGUGAUAAUAGCAACCCUAGUACUCCAGCUAGUGAAUGCAAGUCAGCGGAUGAUCCGUUUGAUGAAGAUUACAUUGAUUCACCUGAGGCAAGCCAAGAGAGUCAGAUUACGUCAGCAUCGGAAGCUUUUUCGGACUGGAGUAGUGAGACUAUUGAUAUGAUCGCAAUAACAAAUAAUUCCCCAGGGUCUUUGGUACAGUGCCAGAACUCGGCGGCUAGUGAUGAAAUAAAAUCAAAAAUUGUUUCUAUUGAAAGCCAAAAAAAUAUUGCAAUACCUGGUUCUUCAAAGUGUGGUUCGGAAGAGAAACCUGAAGACUCUGUACAGUGUGCAGGAGAUAUUUCUCAACACCAAAAUGUAAUACCUGUCAACAAAUCUUCAAAUGAUGUGGGAAAACGGAUUUCAGCGAACAAUCUUGACGUGGACGAAAAUGGAAAGUCGGUUAUCUGGACGAGGGACGAUGACAAGAAAAUCUUACAGCUGUUUCAAACACGAGGAUCGUCCGAAGGUAUUUAUCAAGACCUCGCACAACAACUUCAGAACAAAACCGCGGCUCAGGUGGAAAGUCGUUUUCGUGUAUUGCUCAGCUUGUUAUCUGGUGGUAAUAAUGAGCACAGUAGUAGUGAUCAAUCAGGAAGUGAAAGUGAGGGAGAAAGCUGUGAUGAAACUGUGGAGACGUAGGAAGAAUGAUUAUUGGGGUCAAAGAUAUGCCUACCUUGGCGAACUUUUUGUCGUUUAUUUAUUAAAGACAUCAAUCAAUGCGGUGCCUAGGUCAGGUAAUGCGCACCACCUAAUGGGGAAGCCGUACAGAAAUUUUAUACCAUGUGAUGCUUUCUAACGAUGCAGUAUUGUACAAAGUUGUUAAUCAUUAUUUUAAGAUGCUCUUGAACAAACGUUUGCCGUAUUUUUACUUUUUGUGUAAAGCGAGAAAGUGGUUAAAAAUUUGCCAGCACUUUAAAACACAAAAAUAUGC